AGCCUCUCACGGAACGGAAGAAUAUACUGCGCACGUGCGGACGGGAUUGCGAGGCCCUUUACACUGUUGCAGGGCGGCUUCUUGUUGUCUCUGCACCUAGCAGCCAGAGGAUUCGUCAGCAGCGGUUGCAGCAUGCCAGACCUGACGGGAAAGGUGGCCUUGAUCACGGGCGCGUCCUCAGGCAUCGGUGAAGGCACCGCUCUUCAUUUCGCCUCUCUGGGAUGCUGGCUUUCUCUGGUGGCGAGGAACGAGGCAGCCCUGCAGAGGGUCGCCGACGCCUGCCGAGCGCGAGGAGCCCCUCCAGACAAGGUACUCGUGGCGCCCGGAGACGUGUCGGUUGAAGAGAGCGUUGCAACUGUGGUGGAAAAGACGGUGAAGCACUUCGCGAGAAUAGACAUCCUCGUCAACAACGCUGGCAUUCCUAUGAGAGGAGGCGUGGAUACCGCGUGUCUUGAUGACUUUGAUCGAGCGUGGGACACCAACCUUCGAGGGCCACUCUUCAUGAUUCGGAAAACUAUUCCCUACCUCCGCCAAAGCAGAGGCAACAUCGUGAACGUCUCGAGCGUCGCUUCGCUGGCUGUGGUGUACAACAUGGCCCCUUACAGUGUGACUAAAGCGGCACUGGAUCAGAUCACGCGAUGCGCAGCGCUUGAGAACGCUCCACACGGAGUGCGAGUAAACGCCGUCAACCCUGCCAUCAUUCAGACGAACAUAGGGAGGAAAUCCUACGUUACUCAAGAGCAGCACAAGCAGUUGCUCGAAAGGGUGGGCCGAAGUGCACAUCCUUUGGGACGUGUUGGGACCCCGGAGGACGUGGCUCGAUGCAUUGCUUUCCUGGCCUCGGACGACGCGGCCUUCGUCACAGGAAUCACGAUGCCCGUCGACGGAGGAAUGCUGCUCACAUCCAGCCUUUCGGGAUCGGAACAGUGGGAGGUUCUCCAUGGCACUCUCGAAUGGCAUAAGCGGUGACAUAGAGAAAGAAUAAAAGCUUGCUGGUUCGGGCUGAUCAAGUCUGUGAAGCUGGGUUGUCAACAUCUCCGCCCGUACGAACCUCACGACACGAAACAGACACUUUAGCUAAUGGCAGGCAAGUACAGCGUGACCAGACGGAGACCGACCAGCGAGCGAGACAGGACGGUCGACCUCGUUCUUUAGAUCUGUCUGCUUCAACUGCACGCACUUGCAAUAUCACACAAACUAUUCCCAAGACCGAGGGUAAGGUGAACAUAGGAGCCUGGUUUUGUAGAUAGAACCAUAUGAAGCGAACAGAUAAUAAAGUCAAGAGAAGCCAUAGGGGAAAUUAUUUGUAGUUUUUAAUUGAAGUAUAGAAAUGAUAAGUUAAAUGUAAAUGAAAGUGGACGAAGAAACUACGUGCCACCAGUGGGAUCCAAAUCCACAACCUCGGCAUUACGCGUGCGUUGCACUACAAAUUGUGCUACGGCGGCAGCUGUUCCCCAAUCCGUAUUCUUGAGUAUUUAUGUAUGCGUAGAUGAUAAAACCAGGAAGUGUAAGCGAGCGACACUCCAGGCCAUGGGGGCGUUUGUGGAACAUCCUUUUGACCGAUGGCGUCAUGUACCACGUGAACAUUAUGAGCAGGCAGCUGACCAAGAAACCCUCGU
Messenger RNA from Dermacentor silvarum, 1619 nucleotides. Its product is annotated as 3-oxoacyl-[acyl-carrier-protein] reductase FabG. The record is from RefSeq and is a predicted model, not a curated record. The coding region runs from base 133 to 969 and encodes 278 amino acids. Gene Ontology annotation, molecular function: oxidoreductase activity. The transcript is spliced from 9 exons. Lineage: Eukaryota; Metazoa; Arthropoda; Arachnida; Ixodida; Ixodidae.